UGAACGAAGCCGGCACAGCAUCCUCCAGGGCCGCUGGAGUUCGCGGGAAACCGGCUGUAGUCGUGUUACUUCAAGCACAACUGGAGUCCGGUUUAAACAACAGUCUCUGAUACUAAAUCAGUGUUUAAUUCAACGAUACGUUUCAAACGACUGCGCUCGAAAACAGAGCAGUGACACGGUUUAAAACGUCCGCUUGACUGCUGCCAUGGCUGCUAGGCUAACAGCCGACGCUUAGGGAGCUAGCUAACGGGAGGCUGUCACAUUGGCUAACAGCGCGGACAGGAUAGAGAAAACACUGCCGACUACAAAGAGACAAAGGGCUGCCCCUGUCAGGCACGAAAACACCGCGAAAGAGUAUGUUCAAUCUAGACCGUUUUCGCUUUGACAAGACGGCAGCGACGACGACGACAAAGAAAGAGGACAGCGGCUCCAAAAGUCCAGAGUCAGAGAAGGAGAACAAGCCAGCUCAAAUGAAACCUGUCAAAGUCCCACCAAAGUCCCAUGCACGAGGAGUAGUUUUUGAGGAAGUUCUUUCUAUCGACUUGGACGAAGAUGACCUCCUCUCUGACAAAAAGACCAAAAUAUCAUUAACCAGGAAAUCCAACCCCACAGGGAAAUCAUCCAAAAAUGUGGAAUCGCAUGAUACAGAUACUGAGGACAACGAAGUGGAGGACAAAGUGUGCAGACUACUGGAGAUGUUUCCUCAGUUGACGAGGACGAUGGUACUGGAGGUCAUUGGGAGCACAAGCACACUGGAUGGGGCUGUGGCUGUUUGCCUUUCAAAGUUUGGUGACAAAGAAGCCCCAGACCAAGGCAGGAAGAGAAAACAGGAUGGAUCCAGCAGUUCUCAUCAGAGUGGUGAGGAUCAACCCAACAAGAAGAGGAGGACUUCAGUGGUUUCUGAUGAUGAAGAAGAUAAUGAAAGGAAUGAGCCAAGCUGGGAGAAGCAGGAAGCCAUGGUCAGAAGACUGCAGAAGAAGUUCCCUGACCAGGAUAAGGAGGAGCUGCGGAUGGUGCUGCAGGAACACGACUGGAAUGUUGAGGAUGCUCUGCAGGUUCUCCAAAUGUUUUCAGACCCAGAUAAUACCAGCUUCAGCUCACCUGAGACAGAAGAAAAGAAAUCCACUAAAUCGAAAAGCAAAGACAAGUCUAGCAGAGACCACAGAAAGUUGAAGCGGCACAAAGAUCAUGGAGACAAUAAAAAAAGGAGCGACCAUAAGGACCACAGAAAUGAUAGUGAAACAGAGGAGAGUAGAGAUGAUACAGACGCUACAAAGGACAGUGAAGACUCUGACUCAGAAGACAGCGAUGGUUCCAAUAAGAAAAGUAGACCUUUCACUCUGUCUUCAUGGCUUAUAAAAAGUCCCGAUCCAGUAUCCUCAUCCUCCUCUGUCAAGAAAACAACUACCUCUUCCUCCCUGAAGCCGUCCUCCUCUUCCUCCACUGCUCAGAUGCUGUCCAAGUUUGCCAGUGGGACCAGUAUAGCCAAGAAGCAGGCAGCAGAGAGCAAGAGGAAGGCGCGUGCCGCAGAUGAACAUGUCAGUUCUGAGGGAGAAAAUGACGACGAAGAGGACACCGUUAGCAGUGAGUUUGAGAACUCUGACGAUGAGCUGGACUCUAAAGGUGGAAUGACAGAACUGAAGAAAGAGAUCAUCAAAUUCUUCCAGAAUGCGUCGAUAGAUGAGCUGUCGCUGAUCUCUGGCUGCUCGGUUAAAAAGGCCCAGAAGAUUGUGGAACUGAGACCCUUUGAUAGCUGGGAAAGCCUGGUUGAUGUCUUCCAUAAGGACAAUGGACUGUCUGAGGACUUACUGCUGGGCUCCAGAGUCGUCCUCAAAGAGCGGAAGGUUGUCCUGGG
Molecule: messenger RNA, 1855 nt
Organism: Morone saxatilis (striped sea-bass)
Lineage: Eukaryota; Metazoa; Chordata; Actinopteri; Moronidae
Product: SWI/SNF-related matrix-associated actin-dependent regulator of chromatin subfamily A containing DEAD/H box 1A-like
Molecular function (GO): ubiquitin binding; ATP hydrolysis activity; histone binding
Source: RefSeq, a predicted model, not a curated record